Molecule: messenger RNA, 2671 nt
Organism: Melanotaenia boesemani (Boeseman's rainbowfish)
Lineage: Eukaryota; Metazoa; Chordata; Actinopteri; Atheriniformes; Melanotaeniidae
Gene: gpank1
Product: G patch domain and ankyrin repeats 1
Exons: 4
Coding region: 998-2101 (367 amino acids)
Molecular function (GO): nucleic acid binding; protein binding
Source: RefSeq, a predicted model, not a curated record
CACAAGCAUGUGAUUUUUAAAGAAAAAAAGGUAAAAUUGCCUUAAAAUGGAUGUUUUUGCAUUACAAGAGGGGAGAGAAGAGAUGGCUAUCUUUUUACAUGCUGUUAAUAAAAGUAGCUAUAUUUGUGGAAAAGAAAAAUUUGUUAGGACUAAGUGAUGGCAGCACGAUCUGUUCAAGCAGUAAACGUGUAAAUGGAAAAUAUGGUGUCUGUCCACAUGGAGGUGCUAAAGGAUAAGUAAUCGUCUUUUAGCAGUAGGAUGAUCAGGACCCUGCAUUUGUAUGUACUAUUUCCUACAGUGAAUGUUAUAUGGAAGAAAAAGUAAUUUAUCAGAAAAUUAUAACAGGUCAUAUGAACUUUUUGCCAUAAAAUAUCUGUGGAUUGAUGCUGUCGGAUUUAAUCCCAAUGAGUUUACUACAGAAAGUAAGGAAAUGUGUCAUCUGACCUCCCAGCCGAUAGGUGGCAGCAUUAACAUCGUCAGUCGUGUCAACCUGCGUAAAAUCUGCGUGACCGGAAGAAACAAGACAAAGUUAGCCCGAAGCGGUUUCUAGUAAGCUUAGUUUUUUCUAAAAAGAUAUUUAGUUUUUCAUCUUCACUAUAUUAUAAUUUCAUUUUGAAGGUAUAAUGAGCCUUUAAUUAAUUCUCCCUCAAUUAAUCUUCGGUUGAGCGCUGUUUAUAUUUCUAAUACUAUCUAGCCAACGAUCGUUGCUUAGCUUAGCUCACAUUUAGCUCUGUGAAAUGACAACGAAGUAUGGCAGCUGUGGUACUUUGAUAAUUUGACGUUUUAAAGAUACGUCGUGUAUGUCCUGUUAAUACACAGUUAACAUAUUUGGUAUGAUUAAUUAAGAUUACUGAGUUUGAUUUCAAAUCUGAGCACUGCCAUAGCAAGACCACCAUAGCACUUGUGCUUUCAAACUCUCGUCUGUUACCCACAUUGACUUGGAUUUAAAAACAACACUAGACUGAUUACCUGCCAAAUGUUAAGUUUGUAAUUUCUAAUGGCUGCUUUCGGUUUUACUCCUGCCAGUGAGCAGGAUGUUUUUAGCAUAGGACCAGAACUAACCAGGCCUAAACCAAGCAUUGAACUUAGUGGCGAGGAAGCUAGGCAGUUCUAUGAAGACAUGAUAAAAGAUGACAAGGAGCAAGAUGCGUUUGAGAGUGCAGUCAGGACAAAACACUGUGGCAGAACGUGUCCGAUCAGACAGAAGAGUGGAGGGUGUAGUAGGAGAAUGAGGAGGAGAGUUAGGUGUGCAGAAGUGCACCAGGUUCAAAGUGGACCUGUUGUACAAAGACGAGUUAGUGGUGAAAGUCAAGUCAACCAAGGAAGCAGCUCAGAAAGGUCCAUGGAGCUGCUGGGACUGAGGCUGCUGCGUUGUGCCCAUGAAGGAGAUAUCUCUAGCCUCAAAGAUCUCCUCUCAAAGGGGGUCGACAUAAACUUUCAGGAUACAUUUUUUUGGACAGCUGUGAUGUGUGCAAGCUGGUCAGGACAAAAGGCUGCAGUAAGGCUGCUUCUCAGUCAUGGAGCAGCCUGGGUUGGAGUGGUUGAUACACAGGGCAGAGAUGCCCAAGACCUGGCCCUGGAAGCUGGCCAUAAUGAAGUGUUGGAGGAGUUGUUGAACUAUGGAAGAAGCCCAGAAAGAGAGACACAGUCUAAUAGCAGUGCCCUUCAGCCUCAGUGGUGUGAUGUGUGUUGUAGUGAGUACAGGAUUAGCCCUUCAUCACAUUUGUCGUCUACUCUGCAUCAGUUCAGUCUGCGGCGUCCUCCGCCCACCCCUUACUACUGCCUCCCACCUUCCAGCAAUAGCUACAAGAUGAUGGUCCGUUGUGGGUGGAAACCAGGCACAGGACUGGGGCCAGAAGGAGAGGGGCCCCAACAACCAGUGCCUACUGUGUUGAAGAGAGAUCAGAAAGGGCUGGGCUAUGGACAAAUGAAAAGAUCCAAAGUUACUCACUUCCAAGCCAGAGAUCAUGAUGCUGUGAAACCCCCACACAGAGAGAAGGAGGAGAGGCAUCUGAAAGGACAGAGGAGAGAAGAAACUAAAAGAAAAGAGCAGAGGGAUAAGAACUGGGAAAGAGAUUUCCGUUCCUCUUUUUAUCUGUGACAUUUGUUUACAGCCACUUUUCCAUUUGUCCUUGUUCCAGAUCAAAGACCAUUUGUUGCUGUGUUUUCUGCCGUACCUUGAAUCUACCUCAGAGCUCACACUUGUCCAUUUAUGGUCUUAGCUUCCUCGUUUUUCAGGUUGUACGAUGAACAAAUAUGGCUAAUGUGUCAGACGUUCUUCCUGUUAUCUUGGGCGGGGUUGUGCUUGUGUGAUUAAACAUGGUCAACACCACAGAACAACAGAAUCUGUCUUAAAAUGGUGCAUUAUAGAUUAUUGUUUGUAUUAUUUUAUCUAUACAUAAUGGGUUAUGCACCAUUUAAGCACCAAAAUACCUAAAAAAGAAAAACAAAAAAAAAGGUUUUUUAAAAACCCACAUUUUUAGUGACAGAGCCAACUUUUGUUUUAUUAUGUAAUAGAGGAUUUAUUGGUAAAGAUGCUUUGCUUUAUUAGGUGUGCAACAUCAUAAACAGUUUUUUCAUUUUUUAAAGUUUAGAAAAAUGCAGUUACAAAGUGGAUUCUUACUUUACAGGAGAUGCAUUUUCACCUGAUUAAACACACCUUCACACAUGG